Peronospora farinosa is the source of this 2397-nucleotide messenger RNA. NCBI's taxonomy places the organism in Eukaryota, Oomycota, Peronosporomycetes, Peronosporales, Peronosporaceae. The record is from the annotation of a GenBank genome assembly.
AUGCGACUCCUCGUGCGCCCAUUGCUGCUGCUAAUUGGCAUCAUAGCGUCGCUUAACGAGGCCAAGAACCCAGCGGACUCGAUACUUUCGGCCGUUGUGAUAGUCAAGAAGUCGGAGGCUGUUUUCUACGCCUCUAGCUCUGCAGAGGAGGACUGGGGCGCGUCGCUAAAGGCCCAGAGGCUUCGCGACGGCGAAAGGCACGCUUUCUAUCCGCUCGUGUACAACGCAACGGGACUGGGCGACGGAUUUGGCUGCAGAUCCAAGAAAGAAUUGCUUCAUGUGAGUACCCGUGGCAACGUCUCUUCUUCCUCCAGUGUUUCAGGCUCCGUCAGUGCGGCGGCCCUGCUCGGACUACCCGAUGAUCCCUUCGUGCUGCUGGUGGAUCGAGGCGGCUGUACCUUUGCAGAAAAAGCGUUUUACGCGCAGGAACUAGGGGCUGCAGUUCUCAUCGUCACGGACACUCGGGAGCAACUCCACAACCGCUCCAACGAUGCUGGCGCUACUGAGGAGGAGAAACGAAUGGAAUACAGCUGCUCGCGUGGCUCCGGUAAAAUGGCAUCGAACGCCGAUAUCAAUGACUUUACUUCUGCAUCAUGGGCCGAGGACGCGGGUGUUCGUUCUUGCACGGGUAGCAGCAAGUGCUCGUCGCACAUGUGCACACCCACAGGUGGCGCGAACAAGCGGGUUUGUUGUGUUUGGGACAUCCCUGAUCUUAUGGGCUUCGGCACAUCGGACAUCGUCACAGGAAAGAAUAAAGUAAGUGACAUUGUUGUGGUGCGAAUCUCUAUCGCUGACGGUGACUCGUUAAAGGACAUGCUGACGUCUCGAAGAGAGGAUGAGAGCGGCCAAUUGUUGGUAUCGGUAUACGAGCGCGACCCGCCUCUCGCAGAUCCUUCUCAGGUCAUCCUUUGGGUUGUUGCUUGUGCUACAGUGCUUAUCGGGGCUUACAAGGGUGCAGCCUACGAACGCACAAAGGCGCAUCUUAAGGCAGCGCUUAUUGCUGCUGAUGCUACCUCUUCAGACGCUAUCGCCCAAGCUCGAGUGGCAUACGAGGAGCAUGACGAGCAGGUUCCAAAGCAGGAGCUUUUUGAUUUGAAUUCCUGGCAUGCGCUGACAUUCGUGAUGCUCGGUUCUGGGUUUCUGGUUUUUCUUUUUUUUGUAAAUGUGGUGAUUGUGGUGGUGGCUCUCUUUGGCAUUGGAGCCGUGUUCGCCACCUUCCAGGCAAUUUGGGAGCCGCUCAUGCGACGCGUUCCGGUACAAUAUUUGCACAAGCUACCAUGGCGUGAUGUUUUGUGGCAUUGGGACGGUAUUUUGGUCCCCGCGGCAUGGAGUAUCGGCGAUUUGCUGGCGCUGGCAUUGUCGCUUGGAAUCGCGCUCAUGUGGUUUUGUGCUCGCUUUCAUUCGUAUUCGUGGAUUUUCCAGGAUAUUUUUGGUCUUUGCUUUUGCCUUGUCUUUUUGCGAAUUGCUCGGCUACCCAACUUGAAGGUGGCCUCCGUGCUGCUUGUCCUGGUUUUUUUGUACGACGUCUUUAUGGUAUUCAUUUCACCGUAUAUUUUAAACGAGAGCGUCAUGACUAAGGUGGCCACUGGUGGAGCACAAAGCACCGCCACUGGUGGUGUAUCAAGCGGAUACUGCCUGCGCUACCCGACUGAUACAAAACAUAAUUGUCGUAUUGAAUCGAUGCCGAUUCUACUUCGAGUUCCCAAGUUGCUGGACUGGAGGGCAGGAUCUUCACUUUUAGGAUUGGGCGACAUCGUACUACCUGGUUUGCUGCUUGUGUUCUGCGCACGUUACGACUACGCCACCCGUGGUCAGCUAUUUGGGCGUUUAGUGCCUCCUCAUGGCAAGAUGUAUGACCAACGCUUGACAUGUACUACUUUGAACGGCUUACCAUCGACAACAAGUGGAGGUAACCCGAAUCUGGACGUCUUAGGAGCAGAGCUUGGCACUAAGGAGUAUUAUCCAUGCCGCCGCGGGCUAUUCUGCCUUCUAAUAUGGGGUUACACAAUUGGUUUGUUACUAGCAAAUAUCGGCGUCGUGGCCACAGGCAUUGAUCAACCAGCGUUGAUGUAUCUCGUGCCCUGUACACUGGGUGUAUUGGUAAUUGUGGGAUGGCGACGUGGAAUCUUAAGCAAACUGUGGUUUGGCCCGCCAGAACUCAUUCCUGGAUAUGCUCAUCUCGAGAUUACCACAAUUGGUGGGCUAGAUAUUUACGAUGCAACGCGACUGCGAGGACUGAGUAAUGAGCCUAGUAAAAAUGCACCUAGCGAGCUGUUUCUACUUGAGCAGCACCAAGUUGGCACGGACACGCCCCUAUCAGGUGGGUCGUAUGAAAUGAACAAAGACACUUGGGUGGGUCGCGACUCCCAGCAAUAUUGCGGCAAGCAUAAUCGAUAA